Entamoeba invadens IP1 is the source of this 1047-nucleotide messenger RNA. RefSeq lists its product as hypothetical. Gene Ontology annotation, biological process: protein peptidyl-prolyl isomerization. NCBI's taxonomy places the organism in Eukaryota, Evosea, Mastigamoebida, Endamoebidae. The coding region runs from base 1 to 1047 and encodes 348 amino acids. The record is from RefSeq and is a predicted model, not a curated record. Gene Ontology annotation, cellular component: nucleus. Gene Ontology annotation, molecular function: peptidyl-prolyl cis-trans isomerase activity; RNA binding. The transcript has a single exon.
AUGAGUGUCUUCCUUGAAACAAGUCUUGGAAACAUCGUCGUCGACUUAUUUGUCGAAAACAACCCGGUGGGUAGUAUGAACUUCCUAAAACUGAUCAAACUGAAUCAUUACAAGUACUCCGUCAUCACAAAAGUGAUCAAGGACUACGCUUUCCAAUUUGACAACAAAUACAACUUAGAAGGGACUUGUGUGACUGGAGUGUUGGUACACCAAAAAGGAGAGUUAAUGAGUUGCACACCUAAGAAACCUCAAAGCAACAAAACUGCAGGCAUAGUCGGCUUUCUUAGUCAUGGACAACACAAAAUAGGAAGUGAAGUGUAUGUCACAACAGCCGAUGGUAUUGAGAGUAUUCAAGGAAUUCCCUUUGGUAAAGUUGCAGAAGGGAUGGACGUCGUCCAAAAGAUCAACGAGCUGCUUGUCGACACCGACGAUAAACCCUUUCAGAACAUCCGAAUCAUCUCACAUGAAAUCUUUGAAGACCCCUUUCCUGAUCCAAAAGGAUUUCCUGAAGUGAUCAAUGAGCCAAAAUUAGAGAGAGAUGAUCACCCUGAAGUCGAAGACUUAGUCAAAGAAAUAACAGAAGACGUCGAGCGCAAAAUGAAAGAAAAUGAAGCUCGAAGUCGUGCGGAGAUUCUCGAGAUGGUCGGCGAUUUACCCUUUGCCGAGAUCAAGCCACCCGAAAACGUGUUGUUUGUCUGUAAACUGAAUCAGUGUACAAGAGACUCGGACUUAGAAGCGAUCUUUGACAAAUUUGGGAAGGUAGUGUCUGCUGAAGUGAUAUGUGACAAAAAGACGGGAAAUUCCCUUGGGUAUGCGUUCAUUGAAUUUGAAGCCAAAGAAGCGUGUGAGGAAGCGUAUAAGAAGAUGGACAAUGUGAUUAUAGACGACCGACGAAUUCAUGUUGAUUUUUCGCAAUCGAUUGGGAAAUAUGGUGUGAAGUACGACUUCAUCCGGCGGAAGAACAAGUGGGAGAAGGUUGAUCAAAAUGAUCCAAGAAAGCGUGUGAAGAAAUCGACGUUCAAAGGUGACUUCAAACGAAAGAACUGA